Canis lupus familiaris (dog) is the source of this 446-nucleotide messenger RNA. RefSeq names its product serine peptidase inhibitor Kazal type 4 (gene SPINK4). The record is from RefSeq and is a predicted model, not a curated record. Lineage: Eukaryota; Metazoa; Chordata; Mammalia; Carnivora; Canidae. The transcript is spliced from 4 exons. The coding region runs from base 91 to 378 and encodes 95 amino acids. Gene Ontology annotation, molecular function: serine-type endopeptidase inhibitor activity; protein binding.
UAAGAGUGAGGAUCAGCCUUAUAAACAGGCCUCAAUCAUUGCCCUGACCCAGACCCCUGCUAGCUCGGACCACAUCAGCCCAGGAUCAGCAUGGCUGUCCGCCUGUGGGUGGUCGCCCUGGCCGUGGCCACCCUUCUCAUUGUGGACAGAGAAGUGCCAGUGUCUGCGGUAAAGGUCAUUUCCCCAAGAAUGCCCAUCUGUGAGCACAUGGGGGAAUCUCCAGUCUGUGCCCAGACAUCCAACCCGGUCUGUGGCACUGAUGGCGUCACAUAUGACAAUGAAUGCCAGGUCUGCUUGACUCGGAUGAAAACCAAACACGACAUCCAGAUCGUGAAGGAUGGCAAAUGUGGACCCUCAUCGCAGCCUCUUAAGCCAUGAAGUCUUGGGCUAGAGAACAAUGGUGGGAGUGGAGGAUGUGACAUGAAUAAAAGAUCCAGCCCAACUCA